Messenger RNA from Strongyloides ratti, 414 nucleotides. RefSeq lists its product as hypothetical. The coding region runs from base 1 to 414 and encodes 137 amino acids. The transcript has 2 exons. Lineage: Eukaryota; Metazoa; Nematoda; Chromadorea; Rhabditida; Strongyloididae. The record is from RefSeq and is a predicted model, not a curated record.
AUGAAAUUUAUACUUAUAAAAAGUGUAUUAAUAUUAAUAUUCUUUAUUCAAUUAGUCCACACAUUUCCGCCUGUAUCACCAGAAGAAGAAAGUAAUUGGAGAUUAAUUGAUGCUGUUUCUGAAACAACAAAAUUUGCUGCUCAAGAAUUAUCUGAUAAAGCUCUCGAUACAUGGAAAUCAUUAAGUUCUUCUAUUGGAGAAUGGGUAGGCAAUGCAAAAAAUAAUGUUCAAGUUGGUUUAAAUUAUAUAGCAAAUGAUAUUAAUGAAACAAAAGAAAAAAUUGUUUCAAAAGUAAACAAUUUUUCAAAUGUUGCUGAAGAAAAGUAUGGUGAGGUUAAGAAUUCUUUAAAAGAUAUUGCAGUAAAAGCAGAAAAAAUAAAAGAUAAUGCAAAAUAUAAGUUAGAAAAGAUUUAA